Molecule: messenger RNA, 1125 nt
Organism: Pedinophyceae sp. YPF-701
Lineage: Eukaryota; Viridiplantae; Chlorophyta; Pedinophyceae
Source: the annotation of a GenBank genome assembly
AUGACCACAACAGAGCCAGCGCCGACCGCGCAGCAUGAGCGCAUGGCUGCGCGCCUCGCGGAGCUGGACGAAGAGCGACGUCGGAAGAAAGACGAGCGCGAGAUGGAGCGCAAGGAGGCAGCGGACCCCCGGGAGUCGACGAAGGAGUUUCUCGACAGCUUCCGCGGUCGCGAAGCCGAACUGAAGGCCGCCAUCGAGGGCGUGAACGUCCCGAACGCAGCGAGCUCUACGGGAGCAGCCGCCGGCCAGGCAGCGGACGCGAAGGCGCAGUUCGAGGCGCUGUCGGAGAGCAUCAGCGAGCUCCAGCAGAGCUGCGCGGAGGCGUGCUAUUUCCUGCCGGCGUUCGAGCAGCGCAACUGCCUGGCCGCGACGCAGGCGCUGCGAGAGCUCCUCGAGAAGAAGAAGCUCGCGGUCGCCCCGCGCAAGAAGUUCGCGUUCUCCCGCGGCGGGAAGACCAGCGGCGCGCAGCUGGCCAGCAAGGCGCAGGCAACCGCCGCCCAGGCCGCGCAGCAGGCCGCCGCGGCGCCCUCCUCCGCCCCGCAGCACCCGAACGGCACCGGCGUCGCGCCCUCCGUCGACGUCCUGGACUUCCCCGCCGGACGCGGCCUGCGCGACCUGGACGGAGAGACGCGCGCCGUGCCCGCCUCCGAGCUCGACGGCGUCGACUACAACCUCUCGAACCUCCGCAACUGCACCAUCUUCCUCGCAGGUCGCAUGCAGGCCCUCCGUUUGCACAAGCUCGAGGGCUGCACCAUCGUCGCGGGGCCUGUGCUGGGGUCCACGUUCUGCGACGGUCUGCGCGGGUGCAAGGUGCACCUCGCGACGUUCCAGACGCGCAUCCACAGCACGCGCGACACCGACUUCUUCCUCCGGCUGCGCUCGCGCCCCAUCAUCGAGCACACCGCCGCGGUGCGGUUCGGGCCGGCGGACCUGGCGGCGGCGUGCGGGGCCGCGGCGCUGCGGGACGCGGGGCUCGCGGACGAGAACGGGAUGUGGGCGAACGUGGACGACUUCGCGUGGAUCAAGGCGGUGGCGUCGCCGAACUGGAGUCAGGUGCCGCAGGGGGAGUGCGUCGCUGCGCCGCGUGCCCCAGGGGCCGCGGCCGACGCGCCCGACGAGAUCUAG